This is a messenger RNA of Medicago truncatula (barrel medic), 580 nucleotides long. RefSeq names its product subtilisin inhibitor CLSI-I. NCBI's taxonomy places the organism in Eukaryota, Viridiplantae, Streptophyta, Magnoliopsida, Fabales, Fabaceae. Gene Ontology annotation, biological process: response to wounding. Gene Ontology annotation, molecular function: serine-type endopeptidase inhibitor activity. The record is from RefSeq and is a predicted model, not a curated record. The transcript has 2 exons. The coding region runs from base 94 to 390 and encodes 98 amino acids.
UGUCAACGAGUUCACUCUUCUGAGAUAACUUUCACCCUUUUCAGAGAACAACAAAAUAUAUUUUUUUUUGAAGUUCUAUCUAGAUUGGUAUUAAUGGCUGAGGAGCAACAAGGACAAGGAACUAAUCCUCCUCAGGAGCAGCCUAAUGAACCCUUGCCAAGGACUUACAAUCAACUUCUAGGGACAAAUAACCCUACAAAAACAAGUUGGCCUGAGCUAGUUGGUGUCACUGCAGAAGAAGCAGAGAGAAAAAUAAAGGAAGAUAUAUCUGGAGUUGAAAUUCAAGUGGUGCCCCCUGAUUCAUUUGUUACUGCUGAUUUCAGGUUCAAGAGAGUUCGAUUGUAUGUUGAUGAAUCUAAUAAGGUCAUUAGGACUCCAAUAAUUGGUUGAUUCAUCAACUAAAUAUUGUUCACAUAAGAUUUGGGUAUAAAGCUAGUGAUGUAAUUUGAAGAAUAAACUAGGGUAUUGUCCCCAGAUUUUCUUUAUGAUACAUAUAUAAAUAAUUAUUACAAAAAUGAUACAAAUAUGAUUAUAGCACAAGACGCGUCAAGAAUAGAAAACAAUCAAAGUUGUUGCCGAA